Pelobates fuscus (common spadefoot toad) is the source of this 4066-nucleotide messenger RNA. It is a transcript of the gene PRKAR1A, whose product is annotated as protein kinase cAMP-dependent type I regulatory subunit alpha. Gene Ontology annotation, molecular function: cAMP-dependent protein kinase regulator activity. The record is from RefSeq and is a predicted model, not a curated record. Gene Ontology annotation, cellular component: cAMP-dependent protein kinase complex. The transcript is spliced from 11 exons. Gene Ontology annotation, biological process: regulation of protein phosphorylation. The coding region runs from base 157 to 1296 and encodes 379 amino acids. NCBI's taxonomy places the organism in Eukaryota, Metazoa, Chordata, Amphibia, Anura, Pelobatidae.
UUGGCUGACGCGGCAGUUUCCGGUGAGAGCGAGGAAGAGACACCCGGAGGGGGAGGCCCAGAGCACCGGGGAUUACCGGGGAAACACCGAGUCCGACACCGACUGCACCGCCCGGGGACAGCCAGCACUCACACCCGGGACAGGAACACGAUAGUCAUGGCAUCCUGCAGCAGCGAGGAGGAUCGCAGCCUCCGAGAGUGUGAACACUAUGUCCAAAAACACAACAUUCAGCAGCUCCUCAAGGACUGCAUCGUCCAGCUGUGCACCUCCAGACCAGAACACCCUAUGGCCUUUCUGCGGGAGUACUUUGAGCGCCUCGAGAAGGAAGAGAUUAAGCAGACAUUAAAUCAGCAGAAAUCUGGCUCUCGCUCUGACUCUCGUGAGGAUGAGAUCUCUCCUCCGCCCCCCAUGAACCCAGUAGUAAAGGGAAGGAGGCGCCGAGGGGCUAUCAGUGCAGAGGUUUAUACAGAGGAAGAUGCUGCUUCUUACGUGCGCAAGGUCAUCCCUAAAGAUUACAAGACCAUGGCUGCUUUGGCUAAAGCCAUUGAGAAGAAUGUUCUGUUUGCUCACCUGGAUGACAAUGAGAGAAGUGAUAUCUUCGAUGCAAUGUUUUCUGUUACCUACAUAGCCGGGGAGACUGUCAUUCAGCAGGGAGAUGAAGGAGAUAACUUCUAUGUUGUCGACCAGGGUGAAAUGGAUGUCUAUGUGAGCAAUGAAUGGAUGACCAGUAUUGGAGAGGGCGGCAGCUUUGGAGAACUUGCUCUGAUUUACGGUACUCCCAGAGCCGCUACCGUAAAAGCCAAAACCAAUGUAAAGUUGUGGGGAAUAGACAGAGACAGCUAUCGGAGAAUCCUUAUGGGAAGUACACUGAGGAAACGAAAGAUGUAUGAAGAAUUCCUGAGCAAGGUGUCCAUUCUGGAAUCCCUUGAUAAGUGGGAACGUCUGACUGUAGCAGAUGCGCUGGAGCCAGUACAGUUUGAGGACGGGCAGAAGAUCGUGGUGCAAGGUGAACCAGGAGAUGAAUUCUUCAUAAUCCUAGAGGGUACAGCCGCAGUGCUGCAGCGACGCUCUGAGAACGAGGAGUUUGUGGAAGUGGGCCGGCUGGGUCCUUCUGAUUACUUUGGGGAAAUAGCCUUAUUAAUGAACCGGCCUCGCGCCGCUACAGUGGUCGCUCGUGGACCCCUGAAAUGUGUCAAGCUCGACAGGCCACGCUUUGAGCGGGUCCUGGGGCCAUGCUCAGACAUCCUGAAACGAAACAUCCAGCAGUACAACAGCUUCGUCUCCCUGUCUGUCUGAAUUACGUUUCCUUCCCUGGGUCCCCAUCCCUCCCACCACGCCGCUUCACCUACGCAGCUUCUCCUCCACAAUGUCACAGCUGUGUGAAAACCCCAAAUAUGCUCCUCUUCCCCUCCCCCACCUUACUUUUUUAUGUUUCCUCUUCGCCCUUUUUGGCUGUAAGGGGAUUGCGGUACAGUUUACCUAGUACCUGACUGAACUAACCUCGGUGAUAAUGAGUUAUUAACUGGUGCUGAAGUCUCCUUGUUGGGAGAAAUAUCCUUUGUGAGUGUCUGAAAAUAUUUGCCUUGUUGAAUACUGCUUUUCCCUUCAUCCUGUUAUUUUCACUGUCCGCAGUCCAUGGAGAGUUGUAUAUAUUGCCGUUUUGUUUUUAAAGGUUAAUGCCACAAUCCAUUUGAAUUAAGAAGCACUUUUGCCUUCAAAUAGGAUUUUGACAAGAAGCAUUUUAAAAGCGUCAGAUUUAGGGGAAAAGUGGAAGAUACAGUAAUUUUUUUAAUGUGAUCUUCACAUCUUAACAUUUUCAGUGAGAGUGUGAUUUUUUUCAGUCUUUCGCAGUGUGUAUUCUUUCUACUUGCCUGCUUCUGUCCGUUUUAUUUUUGUAUGGUUUGCGGAUUCCUGCGAGGUAAUGAUUUACUGCAGCGCAGAUCUUUAUAAUGGUACUUCAUAACCUGCAGUUAUUCCAGCAGGAGCGUUGUGACCGGCGCAGUUCUAAAGCAGCUGUAUUUUGUCGUUCUGUCAAGGCGUUUCAUGUGAAACUGUGACCACAAGGGAACCGAGCAGCUACGAUCACUCUCAAAGCUUUAUUGUAAAUCUUCGAUCACCAGUUUAACUCUGAAAUCACCUUGUUGUAGUUCUUUUGCGUCCUAGGUAAAACUGCAUAUCGACUUAUAAGGAAAAAAAAAGCUGUGCCCGCUUCUCUCUGUGCAAUGUAAGUGCCGUACUAAAUAUAUUUUUAUUAUGGGGAGGGAGGGGUGGGAUUGCUUGGUUUUCGGCACCAAAAUAAGAGAAUAAAUGACUUAUCACGAUGGGGCCGACUUGUAACGGUGGAAGCUAAUCUUUUUAAAGCAUUUUGUUUUCCAUACAUUAGUCACACACUGCUGUAUUCCAGUAUGUCUAGAUCCACACGUUUCAUAUAUCUGAUCCGGGUAUGUAUUCGUACAGCUCACCUUGUCUAGUUGCGCGCGGCCUGCGGAGGCUACUGUUUUUUUUGUUGUUUUUUUUGUGUUGUCAAGGCAUCUUACUUAAGUGCAGUUUCACCUGUCUGUGGCACUUGGGCUCCGCAUGAGAUAAUGACAGAUUUUUCCCUGGUUGACUUUUUACUGAUGUCCCAUGUUUUAAUGUAACAAUUUUUUUCACUGCUGAAGCAGCGUAGAAGGGAGUGUUAGCCUUCUCUUUAAAGAAGGGGAACAGCCUGUGCUUCCCCCAAAACAUUGAUAAACACAAGUUGUUUCUGUCUGCUGUCUAACAGAUACCUUAACGCUUCAGGUGCACUCUUUGCAAUGUUUAAUUCCAAAAUAAAGCUCCGUAUAUAAAACAGUCUCCAAAAAAUAUGCUGCAUGUCCAUUAGACACCAAAAACCUGGACUGUUCAAGUUUUUGAUAGUUGGGCUUUUGUGCACUCAAGUGAUUUAUAUUACCCCGCUUAAUCUGUAUGCUCCUACAUGCAGUGCAGUUUAGGCUCCUGGAAUAUCCUUGCUGUGAGUCGGACUUUUCAGGUAUUUGACAAAAAGAAAAUCAAUAAACAAUUCUACUCCUGCUUUUGUUUCCAGCAGAUGAUAAUGUUAAAUCUGUCAUCGGUAGAUUCCGGUUGCGUCUUAAUGACUGGGUAGCAGCCCGACCACAGACACCACCAGGUGUAUGGCUACCAAUGCCAACAUCUGUUAAUCCCACAAAUUUUAGGAGGCUGAACACGGGUUUGGUGAGGCGUAGGGCUUAUUAAUAAGCUUAUCUGUAACUGCCAUCAAUGAAGGAUUAAGUGUUCCAAUGUCUGACUUUUUUUUAUUUUUUUUAUUUUAAUUUAUACAACAAAUAAAGGAACGCUUUUUAAAUCGAAUCAUAGGAACCCUCUAGAUGUAUUAUAAGUAGGUGUAUUUUUGGAUUAAUUUUUUUUUCUUCUUCUUGUUUCACCAGGUGUUAUAUAAUUGUUAGCAGUUGGGCAUUUUACUGCAAUUUCCUGCAGUAUCACAUUUUUCAAAGGCUUUUUCUUUUCAGUUUCAUACAUAUGUAUCUUUGAACCCUAUUGUCUAUUCCCGCACCACAACCUGAUUUUUAGCUUUUAAACCAUUUUGAAUUAUUGCGGAAAAAAAUCCUGAUGUUUUUAAAGAGCCAGCUGGACAUAAAUAUUCUAACUUACAGCCUUUUUAUUUGCGUGUAAUGGUAAUUGAUCUGAAGCCACUUUCUGUAGAGUUUUUGCCUUUUGCAAUCAGGUUCAGGCCAUAGAACGCCUUCCCCCCCCAGCUGCCAUUUUGAAAUUGUGUCCUAGAACAGUGAUGACCAGCUCUAUGGCACCCCAUGUGUUGUGAGCUAAAUUUCCCAUGAUGCCAAGCUGCUUUAUGGGGAAUGUGUAGCUUGCAUCCUGGGGUACCACACGUUAGUCAAUCACGGUCUUAGAGAGUCGCAGUAUAGUCAUUAAAGAGGACCAUUUUUGUAUUGUUAUCUGACUAUAUAAGUCUCAUUUACUGUAUGUGCUAAAAUAUAUAAAUAUAUAUUCCUUUUGUUAUAGAUUUCUCCUAAAAGCAGGUCGAGCAAUAAAAAUGAUUUUAAUUCUUAAA